Molecule: messenger RNA, 4035 nt
Organism: Etheostoma cragini (Arkansas darter)
Lineage: Eukaryota; Metazoa; Chordata; Actinopteri; Perciformes; Percidae
Gene: gatad2ab
Product: GATA zinc finger domain containing 2Ab
Exons: 11
Coding region: 223-2157 (644 amino acids)
Biological process (GO): negative regulation of transcription by RNA polymerase II
Cellular component (GO): NuRD complex
Molecular function (GO): sequence-specific DNA binding; zinc ion binding
Source: RefSeq, a predicted model, not a curated record
UUCUCAGCAGUUGGAAAAUUAACAUUUCCGAGGUGUGUAUGAACGCAGCAUGACGCCGCCUGUGGUGGCUCAUUACAUUAUCUGGCAACCGGAGUGGCAGCGGACAGAAGAGAGGGGAUCCCCGGGAUUUUUAUACUGAAGCCAGCUAAAUACUAACAUCAAACAUCGGAAAAUCGCGGGGGAACUCGGUCAAGCUCCUCCUAGACUUCGGUGAGAGCAGCCAUGUCAGAGGAGGCAGUGCGUCAAACGCGCAGCCAAAAGCGGGCUCUGGAGAAGGACCAUGCAGCUCCUGCGGAGACCCUGGAGGACAUGGACAAUAAACGGGUUAAGCUGGAGAAAAGUGAUGCCGCUGGGGUUCCCCUGGCCCUGGUGCGAUCUGGAGCCGAGGGCGUCAAGCUGAAGAGCGAGCAGGCUGUAAAGGUAGCAGCCAGCAUCCUAAAAGCUGGGGAAGUGAAGGCUACCAUCAAGGUGGAGGUGCAGACUGGAGACGAGCCUGUUGAUAUGAGCACAUCCAAAAGUGACAUUAAGAAUGAGCGGCAGCCAUCAUCGCCCGAUGAUGUGAUUGUGUUGUCCGACAAUGAGCCAGCCAGCCCUCUCAUGAAUGGUCACUGCUUCACGAAGACUGACACAGAUAAACUAAUGAAGAGUUCUCCUGAGGAGAGGGAGCGCAUCAUUAAACAGCUGAAGGAGGAACUGAGACUCCAAGAGGCCAAGCUGGUGCUGCUUAAGAAACUACGACAGAGCCAGAUUCAGAAGGAGAGCGCUGUGCAGAAGGCGACUGGCUCUGUAGCCACUCCUCCUCCUCUGGUGAGAGGUAGCAUCACAUCAAGCAAAGGACCCCUCCAGGUGACGGGUCGAAGCUCAGGCACUGUGAUCCCUCCUCCUUUGGUGCGGGGUGGGCAACACAUGCCGUCCAAACACAACUCUCAGAUUGUCAUGCCCCCCCUGGUCAGAGGGGCCCAGCCUAUCGCAGUGACUCCCCAGCAGAUAGCCAGUCUACGCCAGCAUCAGCAUCAGCACAGCGGUUCAGGCCCCCCUCCACUCUUGCUGGCUCCCAGGGCUUCUGUGCCCAAUGUCCAGGUCCAGGGCCAGAGGAUCAUUCAGCAGGGACUCAUUCGGGUGGCUAAUGUGGCCAACAGUAAUGUCAUGGUCAACAUCCCUCAGGCCUCUCCUACCAGCCUAAAAGGCUCAUCAGUGUCACCCAACUCUAGCAUCAAUGACUCUCCAGCCAGCCGGCAGGCGGCUGCCAAGUUGGCACUGCGCAAGCAGUUGGAGAAAACGCUGCUGGAGAUCCCUCCACCUAAACCACCGGCCCCUGAGUUCAACUUCCUGCCAUCAGCAGCCAAUAAUGAGUUCAUCUACUUGUUGGGGCUGGAGGAGGUGGUGCAAAAACUUUUGGAGAUGCACGGCAGAGGUAAUCUGGGCCCAGCUGCCGCCAUUGCCAGCUCCAUUCCCAAAGAGCCAUACACUUGUGCCCAGUGUAAGACAGACUUCACCUCCCGCUGGAGAAAGGAGAAGGUUGGGACCAUCCUUUGUGACCAAUGCAUGUCGUCCAAUCAGAAGAAGGCCCUGAAGGCUGAGCACACCAGCCGGCUGAAGGCAGCCUUUGUCAAGGCACUCCAACAGGAGCAGGAGAUUGAGCAGCGCAUCCUCCAGCAGGCGACUUCCUCUUCCUCAGUCUCUAAAACCACCUCCUCUCCUUCAAUGUCCAAGAGUGAGGUGCUGGUGUCCCAACAGUACAAGCAUGUCCGGGCUGCCAUGCAGCACAGACCUGUGUCUGCACACCACUCCAUUAAGCAGGGCCAUCUGUCACACAGCAUCCAGUCAAUGGGCUCUCGUGGCGUGACCCACUCAUUCACUUCCUCCUCUCAGCUGCAGAGCGCGAUGGCGGCAGCGGCGCUGGGCAACAGGGCAGGUAAGCAUGCUGCAGCACGCCCGCUGCAGCAUGGGGCAAAGGUCAGCGCCGGCAGCAGUAACCAGGGAGCCGUGUCUGCCUGGAGGAAGCAGAGCGGUGGCAACACAGGUGUGACUAUGGCCUAUGUGAACCCCAGCCUGUCUACCCAUAAGACCACCUCUGCUGUCGAGCGUCAGCGAGAGUACCUGCUGGACAUGAUUCCCUCCCGCUCUAUCUCCCAAGCAGCCAACACAUGGAAAUAAUGCAAUUUUACAUCCUACUGACAUCACAACUAUUACCCCUCUUAUUAUCAAUAACAGCCAUUUUCAUGAUCAUUCUAAUCCUUUCUAUGGACUCUACCUCUGGCCAAAAUGAUGCCGGAGAGAAUCAGCCUAGUUUUGUGUCUGACCGAGGUGUUCUUCAGCUCCUCCUCAGAUAUUUCUCCUACCAUCUUCUUUACCUGAAUCCUUCAACCCAAAGUGGUGUUGUGCUGCGACAGCUUGGGCUUCUGACAUACCUUUUUUUGAGGGCCGGGGUUUACAUAGACACGUACAAUUUUACAAACUUCUCCAGCGAUGUUGCUUCUCCCUCCCUGUAUAUUGGUUGAACCUCUCUGUUGCACCAAGAGGAAUAAUCCCCGAGCUCGCCUGCCUCUGGAUUAGGCUGGGAAAGAAAAGAAAAAAAUCACUAUUACAUUGAAAUCUUCGCCUUACGUCCUAGCCCUCUCCAGUCUGAGCCAGUCAGACUCCGGCCCAUGUGGUGGCCCAACAGGACUUAACUGAAGACCUCGUCACAGGGAUUGUGGUUGAAGCUAGAGGACCAUCCAUGAAAUAAUAACUGCUUCGGCUUUGCAAAAAUGAUUAAAAAUCAACAUGAAAAAAAGGACUAAAAAUGAUCGGUCUGCACACAGACUUCCUCUUCUCUCUAACCCACAGCGUAAAAUAGUAGAGAAGUGGAUGUGUGUUGGAUUGUUUUGUAUGGCUGAAUGUUAGGAUUUUGUCUCUUCAUCUGUAAGUCAUAUACUGUGUUUGGAAUAUUGUGCUCCCUGAUAUUUUGGAAGCGGCCUCUUGUCGAGGUCUGAAUUUACAGACUAAUGUUACUGUUGAGGUGGUUUUACAUCUGCUGGGUUCCGUGUUGCGGCCUACUUUUAAAUACUUUGGUUUUUCUAAGAUGAAGAAUGAAGAUUAAGGUUUUCACUAACUCAUGUAAAGACACGGAGCAUAUGUUUGGAGGACUAUUGGUAUUGAAUAUUGUAAAAAAAGAGGACAAAAAAACAACUUCCAAAGAACUAGUGGAGCCCAAAUGGUAUCCCUUCUGCUAGAAGGUGUCUAGUUUAUUUGAACCCUCUCUGGAUAUUAACAUGAAUUCAUGCUAGACUGAGGGGGUGUAAGGAAUGUCAUAAUUUUGACAUUGUUUUGCUUUUAGUCAUAGGUUGUGGUGCAUUAUUUUUCUUCUCUAGACAAACUGUCUCUGGGUUUAUUUAUGGGGUCAUGUUAGUAAAGAUAUAUGCUUAUGCCCUAAGUUUGAAUGGAUCUCCACUUAAAAAGAUUUGUUUUCUCUCUUGUGUCCAGUGGGUCCCACACGAUUGGUCUUAGAGAAGCUGGACAGCUUUCAGAAUGUAGUUAUGCAAAAAAAACUAUAGCAACAAACAACAUGAACUUCUUAGUCUUUAACAUUAUGGUGUGUAUGAUUUAUGCAGGGUCCCUUGAAUUGAGCUAACUAUGCCUUUCACAUGAGCUAAAGUUUUAUCAGGUUGCAGCAGCACAGGAUAAGCUAGUGAAGUACAGUAUGUCCUACAUUAAACAAGGAGAUUCCCAUAUUGCUCAUGGAGUGGACUUAUUUUAUUAACCAUGUGCUGUUUUAAUUUCAGUAACUGGGAUGGUCCACUUUCUUUAACUCCGCAAUGGCUUUACGCAGACAUUUUUGUGUCACUAAGUUAAAGAUUAAAAUAUUGAUGUGUUGAAUUUAAGCAGUAACAUCAGGGUGAAAUGUUAUUGUAAAAUUUUUUAAAAUCUGGAUGUUUAACAAGCAAUAUGUGUUUAAAAAGACAAAAAAACAAAAAACAAAUGCAGCUGACAAAAGAGGCUGACCAUCCGACUGGUUGUUUUCUCAAUAUCCUGUGUCCUGUCCAUUUAAAAAAA